This is a messenger RNA of Adelges cooleyi (spruce gall adelgid), 729 nucleotides long. Its product is annotated as zinc finger protein 239-like. NCBI's taxonomy places the organism in Eukaryota, Metazoa, Arthropoda, Insecta, Hemiptera, Adelgidae. The record is from RefSeq and is a predicted model, not a curated record. The coding region runs from base 1 to 729 and encodes 242 amino acids. Gene Ontology annotation, biological process: regulation of immune system process; negative regulation of transcription by RNA polymerase II; regulation of cytokine production. The transcript has a single exon.
AUGCCGUACAAAUGCCCGGAGUGUCCUAAACGUUUCCGAAGUGUACACAACGCUACCAUACACCAUAUUAGGGCACACGCUAAAGCGGCCAAACCGUACAAAUGUGACAAGUGUACCAAGGGUUUUAUACGUCUGUACGAGUUCAAACAACAUCAGACCGUCCACGCUACCGUCAAACCGUACUCUUGCUCGGUAUGCAAGAAAGGUUUCACCAGGCCGUCGCACGUCGAAUUGCACAUGAGACUGCACACCGGCGAGAAACCGCUGGAAUGCUACCUGUGCGCGCAACACUUCAUAAGCAAGGCGGCCCUGAAAAUGCACGUGGCGAAACACACCGACACGCAUCCUUUUGCGUGCAAACACUGCGACAAGAAAUUCAAGCACUCGACGACGCUGGUCAGUCACUUGAGAACGCACACCGGCGAGAAACCUUACAUAUGCCCGGUGUGUUCCAAGGGUUUCACCACGGCGUCGUUCCUCACCACACACAAGCGGGUCCACACGGGCGUCAAGCCGUACGCGUGCGAAAUUUGCAAGAGACGUUUCACGCAGUCGUCCAACCUGGCGACGCACAUGCGGUCGCACACCGGUGAAAAACCGUAUAAGUGCCCGGCCUGCAGCUUGGAGUUCACCAGUGCAUCCAAUCUCAACAGACACCUCGCAACUGUACACAAAUGCCACAAACUACCGAGAAACAGGACGAGCGUCAAAAGAAAACGGUCGAACUAA